Molecule: messenger RNA, 1103 nt
Organism: Mucor mucedo
Lineage: Eukaryota; Fungi; Mucoromycota; Mucoromycetes; Mucorales; Mucoraceae
Product: Aspartate/glutamate/uridylate kinase
Exons: 1
Coding region: 99-998 (299 amino acids)
Cellular component (GO): cytosol
Molecular function (GO): kinase activity
Source: RefSeq, a predicted model, not a curated record
CAUGCGUAAGGGAGCUUAAAAAUAAAUUAUGUGUGUUGUGUGGUUAUACGGCCAAAAAUAUCUAUUCUUUUUUCAUCUCAAAUCCGUUAUCAUAGGGUAUGACAGGCCCUAAAAAAAUAGUGAUUGUUAAGCUUGGUGGAGCUGCCAUUACAAACAAAAGAGGCGUGUGUGAAUUGGCACCAGAAAAACAACUUGAGCAAACUUUAAAUCAUGUGCAAUUAGCCUAUAAGAUAUUAAGAAAAUCUGGUCACCAACUUGUUUUAGUUCAUGGCGCAGGUAGUUUUGGCCAUCCACAAGCAAAAAAGUAUAAUCUAAAAGUCGGUUGGUCUUCAUCAUCAGAUGACAGUAAUCCUAACCCUAGUUACGUUAAGGGCUUUUCGCAUAUCAGAUCUUGUUUACAAGAAUUGAAUUUGGCCAUCAUUUCAAGGCUGGAAUCUAGAAAUGUACCUGUAUUGGCAAUCCCACCAAUCGAUUAUAUACAGACACAGAAUUGUGAAGACACUUGCACAGAAGAAUUCGGUUAUAUGGCCUCCCGCGUCAAAAAAUACUUGGACUUAGGAUUUGUACCAGUAUUGCACGGUGACGCUGUUUUGGAUGAUAUUAGAGGAUGUACGAUACUGUCUGGUGAUAUCAUCAUGUACCAAUUAACAAGAUUAUUCCCUGCUGUAGCCAGAUGUAUUUAUAUUACUGAUGUCAGUGGUAUAUAUCAGACAGAUCCUAAAUUAAUCACAUCCGAAUCGAACGAAUUACUUCCUCAUGUCUAUGUCCAAGAAAAUGAAGAAGAAAUCGAACAACAGGAAGUAUCCGACAGCGUUUUGGCAGAUGUCACAGGUGGAAUGCAAGGGAAAAUUAAAUGGGCCAAAAAGAUUAUUUUGUCAAAUAAUAGUAUUGAUACAAUCAUUUGUAAAUGGGGAUCCGAAGAAGCUUUAGCCAUGAUGUCUCUACAAUCACCAAAUAACGCAAUCUAUACAAUGACUCGAUUUACAAAAAAAUCAUAAAUAAACAUGAUCCAAAUUCUAUCUCUUUUAUUGUUGUGACAAAUAUUCUUGAACAAGCUUUUUGAUCGACUCUGGUUCUUUUUGGUAUACUUCCAAUAAACGCUC